AUGCAAAUGAGGGUGAUCCCAGUGAUACAGUUUUUGUCAUAAAGCAAUGUCGUAACCGGCCCAUAAAUGUAAAAAAUUGGUGUAUUAUCACCAGCAAUUAGUUAGUCAGUUGUGAAAAAAAAUGUAAUACAAAAAGUAACAUUGCUAGUUUGUCCUUUCAACAGUCUCCGUAGAAUGUCAUGACCUAACCAACAAAUUUUAUGUUGGCUGAUUUCCUUGCAAAUAGUUAUUUAUUAAAAUUUCUUGCGUCUGUGAUAGGAAAUAGUGAGGGCUUAAAGCGAAAAUGUCGUGCAAACAGCGCAAAAUUGCAGUGAUGGGAUACAGAUCCGUUGGUAAGUCUUCCUUGAGCAUUCAGUUCGUCGAUGGACAAUUCGUAGAUUCGUAUGAUCCAACGAUUGAAAAUACAUUCACAAAAACUGUAAGAAUUAAUUCACAAGAUUAUGAGUUGACGUUGGUCGACACGGCCGGACAGGAUGAAUUGACGCUCUUCCCUUCACAAUACAGCAUAGAUGUUCAUGGAUAUGUGCUUGUUUAUAGCAUAACUGAUAUAAGGUCGUUUGAAGUUGUUGGGACAAUUUUUCAUAAACUUCAAGACCUUAACGGAAAAAUUCAAGUACCAGUUGUUUUGGUAGGAAACAAGACAGAUUUACAUAUGGAAAGAAUGAUUUCUUAUGAAGAAGGAAAGAAAUUGGCCGAAGACUGGAAUGCAAUUUUUUUAGAAACGUCAGCAAAACAAACUGCUUCUGCUUCUGAAAUUUUUCACAUGUUGUUGCUGGAAAUGGAGAAGAUUGAUGGAAUUCUGGGUGAUAGACCCAACUGUAUUGUGUCGUAAAUCAUAUUUGGGUUUCACUUUUAGUUACACUCAAAUUCACCUCUUCUUGUAUGCAACAAAGCAUUUCAUUUGCUUUCUCAGUUUAGCUUUGCGCCAAUCUAUCCUUCUUAGUGAUACUAUUAAGUGAUAGCAAAAUUUUUGAAUUUGUUGUGAUUUGUUUCAAGUGUUGUUUAAAAAUAUAUAUUACUGAUAUUAAAAGUACAAAUUAAUUGUCAGUUUUACCUUGAUUGUAAAUUUAUUCAGACUCUUAAGUUUUUUAUGCAAUCUAUAUUUUAGAUUAUAUUUGUUCCUGUACUUGUGUAAUGUUUUUAAGAGCUGUCUAGUUGUAUAAAAAACUUAUGUUAGAAAAUGAAAAUUUUAACAAUUGUUAAAAAUCAGUUUUUGCAAUCAAGGAUCAUACUUUACUGACAGUUUUGUAUCAAAGAUUAUUAUACUCUUAGAUUCUAUGUAGUCAUAUGUAUAUUUAUUAUAACUAUUUUUUGUUACUACAAAAUACAAGCUAUAUCAUUUGAAGAAUUAAACAUAAUAUAUUUUGUUAACUUUUA
Messenger RNA from Tribolium madens (black flour beetle), 1377 nucleotides. RefSeq names its product GTP-binding protein Rheb (gene Rheb). Gene Ontology annotation, cellular component: plasma membrane. Gene Ontology annotation, molecular function: GDP binding; GTP binding; GTPase activity. NCBI's taxonomy places the organism in Eukaryota, Metazoa, Arthropoda, Insecta, Coleoptera, Tenebrionidae. Gene Ontology annotation, biological process: small GTPase-mediated signal transduction. The transcript has 5 exons. The record is from RefSeq and is a predicted model, not a curated record. Bases 284 to 832 code for a protein of 182 amino acids.